Messenger RNA from Patiria miniata (bat star), 4194 nucleotides. RefSeq lists its product as uncharacterized. The transcript has 2 exons. Lineage: Eukaryota; Metazoa; Echinodermata; Asteroidea; Valvatida; Asterinidae. Gene Ontology annotation, molecular function: [heparan sulfate]-glucosamine 3-sulfotransferase activity. The coding region runs from base 1492 to 3258 and encodes 588 amino acids. The record is from RefSeq and is a predicted model, not a curated record.
UGGCUACCCGAUUAACGUUAUAAUUAAUUCAGGGGCAAAUACGCUGAUUUGGGGCAAGCUCUUGCACUUGGGUAAGAGAAGCUCUCUAUACAUUGCUCAAAAUGGGUGAAAAUGGCACAAAGACGUGCACGUCUCUCAGUAACUGGGGGUUGCUGGCGUAAGGCAUGCCCCGAAUCGCGUGAUACAGCAACAGUCUCUUUGGUCUGGAGAAUUCAUUUACAUUUUAAUAACAUUUUAAUAACUGUAUUUUUUAUUUUUUUUAUUUUAAAUAUUACUUAAUUAAUUGAUUUAUAGUUUUAAUUUGUAUCUUAUUUUUGCCCUCAAGGAAAGCAGUUUUUUUUAACUGAGGAGGCCACCCUGUUUAAAUAAGACUGCAAAUAAAUAAUUCACAAAUGAUAUGUGCCAAGCAUUCGAGCAGUCAUGGUACCAGAUGUAACUCGAAUUAAUUCGCAAAUGGUUUAUUGGUUGAACGCAUGGAUACCUGUUGGCAUGUAAAUCGCGAAUAUUCCAUGUGUGCCAUUCAAUUUGUCGUUUUUUUUUGCAUGACAUCUAUAACAGACAAAUUUUCAUAAAACUUAAAGCAAAACCACUCCUUGUGUAGAUAAUUAUGUACAAGUUCCAAACUUGUUUUAAAAAAAUAGUUCAGGAUAUAACAGAUGGUAUUGUGCAUUUUUUUCGUCAUAUAGAUGAAGUAUUUACCCGGGAAAUCAACGUCAAAUGUGACACCUUUUCCGAGGAGAACACUGUUUACCCAAAUCUCAGUUUUAAUUAGGCUUUCGUUGAAAAGUUUGAGAGAGAUGUGGUCCCGACCCGAUAAAACAAUUGCGAUAUUUCAUAGUUCAUUUUAAAGCUCAAGAUAUUGUGCUCGGCGUUAACAUGGUUAUGUAGUUAUCUCUUAUUAGACUUCAAUAAUAAAUGCCAAAAACGUAGGAGCAUGAAUAUUCAAAAAUAUAAUGUUCAUGGAAAAAUUUGUCCAUGAUUAGUUGAAUAUUGAAUACAUUACAUUGUACAUGUAUAUUGGUAGGGCUGCAGAUCCUGACCAUUACGUAACGACGACUCUUUGCAAUACAUUUCUUCGUGCGGCUUGUAAAAAAUAACAUCGUCUUAUGGUUUGUCCGCACCUGCAUACAUGGUUGUACCAGAAUUCGCCUCUAUCUCUUCUUGUUGGCCACUUUAUUUUAUUAAUGCAGUUUAGAGGUGACUUUCAGGAAACAAUCAAGUUGAUAAGAUCAACUUCAGUGUGUUUAGUACAGUAUAGGACUAUACCUUCAAAAAACGUACAACAUUCAAAACCACACCUCAACUUUGUAUUAACGAGAGAUAGACGAUGUUAUUGUUGAAAUGGCCGCUGGCUGUUAUGCUCCGACGCACAACUACAAAAGUAGCGACGAUCUCUUCUUUACACCGUGCAGAGCUGGACCAUAUACAGCGACUGUCCGUUGUUAACACGCAGCGAAGCUACUGAGCUAUGCUUCUUAUUAUACAUUGUAGAUGAAAUCUUGUUACUUUCUAGAGUGCGUUCUGUUUGUCACCUUGGGUUAUACCUUGGCACAGGUUGUGCCCUUGAGAAUCACCUUCACCAUGUCUUCAAGCAGUCUGAAGACCAAGGGAGCUGUAUUCUUACUGUGUCUAGCAUUCUUCACACUCGGUCGUUUUCUGGUUGUAUUCGAACCAGACCAAUGGUUUGUAUAUCAGAGAUUGGGAGGCGUGGCCCCAGUCAGCCGUUUUGAUGUUGCCAAAAUAAAAAGCCGCUACGAGAAAGAAAGCGACAUUGGUGCCGCUGGAUCCGACCGGGAUAACCCCAGUGAAAAGAUUUCUGCAGCCGAUUCAGAAAUAGAAGAGGCUGGUGACAAGUCUUUGGGAACGAUUUACCACGGUGAAAAGAUUCCUGCUCUUGAUUCAGAAACAGACAAGAAGAAUGACCAAGUUGAAGAUAACAUUGUUAACCGCCGCGCACCGAUUAUCAAUGAGAACGUGGAGGAUGAAACGGCGAUCGUCAAGGAUGAAACAGGGAACUUCAAGGAUGAAACGGGGAACUUCAAGGAUGAAACAGGGAACUUCAAGGAUGAAACAGGGAACUUUAAGGAUGAAACAGGGAACUUCAAGGAUGAACAUUCGAUCGUCAAGGAUGAACAUUCGAUCAAGCAUGAAACAGUCAUCGCUGAAACGUCAAUCGUCAAGGACGAUAAAAUGAUCGUCAAGAAAACCCCACCAGUUAAAACUAAACCAGUUGCUCAGCCGAACCGUCUCCAUACUGGCGGACGGUACUCCAUCACCUCAUCCCAACUGUUGGGAAAUGCACUCAGGUUUAUGUCCUCAGAUGUUAAGGCAUCCUUCGCGAACAUUACAGGACUGAAAUAUGACGAGCAGAAGGCUACAGUUAUUUGGCCAAACUUAAGUGCUCAAAAGAAAUGGGCCGUGCUCAGAGCCGGCAUGCGCAAACUGGGCUAUGAACAACGCUUACCUACAGUCAUUUGCCUUGGAGUAAAAAAAGGCGGCACAACAGCGUUUUUGUACUACCUUGUGCAACAUCCACAGAUUGCUCGCGCAUUACUGGAAGAAAUACAUUACUUCAGUAUUGACUACGAAAUAGGCUUAGACUACUACCUAUCUAGAAUGGGGUUUAGCUCACAACACAUGCUUCAGUUUGAGAAAUCACCGUCAUAUUUCGUCUUCCAGAAUGUACCGGAGAGGAUGUUGAAGGAUCUACCGCCCAAUGUCAAGUUCGUGGUAUGCGUGCGGGAUCCCGUGGAGAGAACCAUAUCGGACUUCAGACACGAAUAUGAGUUGAAGCUCAAUCGCAACCCCUCCAUGGCCAGAGGCGAAACGCCUGCCACACAAGCCAAACACUUCGUAGAAAUGAUUUUCAAUCGUAAUGGUGAGGUAGAUAUGUCCAAAGGAUUGACAAGAGAAAGUGUCUACUCCAUGCAUUUCAAGAGGUGGUUGCAGAGCUUUCCGAGAGAUCGAUUCUAUAUAUUGAGUCAUGAGCGCGUGGAUAAAGACCUGUACAGUGAACUCAAGAACUUGGAGAAGUUUCUGGGUCUGGAGUCAUUUUACAAGAGGAGCAUGUUCUACUACGAUAAGAAGAGACAGGCGCCUUGUAUGCGGUCUGGUUGCCCACACCCAAGUACCCCUGGGUUUCUACCUAAAGCAGACCUCGGUCCCGACGUCAUCCAACAACUCAGGGAUUUCUUCCGGCCCUAUAACCAGGAGUUUGCACAACUUACCCAGAUGAACUUUUCCUGGACAAAUCUCUGAACAGAGCGUCCACGACUGAAAGGAAAAUUGUUCAACUUUGUUUUAUUUUUUAUUUUUUUCAGAUUUGAAGAUCCAUUAAUCAUAAUCAUUGCGCGUUGUAUAUUAAUCAUAAUUCAUAUAGAGAGGUUUACAGGUCUGCUGGCCGCAGAACUGUUUCCUGUCGGGGAAAAAGUAAAACAUUUGCCAGUAAUGAGAAAACAAAAUGCUCGAAACCUUUUUGGGAUGAGGGUCGGUAACCUCCUUAUCGGACCAUCCAGCGAGACAAGUUGUUUUGUAAUCACAAUGUGCCACUUUAUAAUGCAGAGUUCAACUGAAACAGCAACUGUUUUUCGCAUAUUUGUACAUGUAUUUGUAUCUUGAACGUAUAUGUCUAACGUGGUCUAAUUUAGACAUGGAAACAAUGUAUUUUUAACAUUAAAAUGAUGAAACACUAACGAUGCCUAUUUUUCUAUUCCUAGUUAUUUUAAAAGAGAAACAAAGACAACAUGUCAUUUGGAGACACAUCAAGAACUCCUUUUUCGAUUGUCGUACUUAAUUUUAUGAUACUAAAAUUGAUUCACAAAAUUGAUACAAACGAUGCCUAUUUUUCUAUUCCUAGUUAUUUUAAAAGAGAAACAAAGACAACAUGGCAUUCAUUUUGAGAUACAUCAAGAACUACUUUUUUUCGAUUGUCGUACUAAAUUUCAUGAUACUAAAACUGUUUGAUUUCUAUUGUAAGUUUGAUUUACCGUAAAAUCUCCAAUACAUGUAAUUGUUUGUGUUUUUGUGAUAGGUUGUAAUUUUUAGUGUUUUUGUGAUAGCAUGUAAUUUUUAGUGUUUUUGUAAAAUUGCAUAUCUUUGAUUGUAAACUACUCAUUCUUUAUUGUACCGGUAGCAAAUGUAAUUUCCUUGAUUGAUUAAUAAACUAUUUUCUAUUCUAUUUCUAUUCUUUUUAAA